Messenger RNA from Arachis ipaensis, 846 nucleotides. RefSeq lists its product as uncharacterized. Gene Ontology annotation, molecular function: nucleic acid binding. The record is from RefSeq and is a predicted model, not a curated record. Lineage: Eukaryota; Viridiplantae; Streptophyta; Magnoliopsida; Fabales; Fabaceae. Gene Ontology annotation, biological process: DNA integration.
AUGCCAGAGGGUUGGAAAUAUGUCAAGAAAGAAGGAAAUCCCCCACAACUACAUUCUGGAGUGGACUAUGUAUCAAAAUGGGUGAAAGCCAUUGCAACUUCAAUCAAUAAUGCAAAUAUCGUCCUUCAAUUCCUAAAUGGAAAUAUUUUCAGUAGGUUAGGAGUGCCAAAAAGUUUGAUAAGUGAUGGAGGUAGCCAUUUUUGUAACAAGUAUUUGAAUUUCCUCCUUCAAAGAUAUGGAGUAACUCACAAGAUUGCAACAUCAUACCACCCUCAAACAAGUGGUCAGAUUAAGAUAUCAAACAGGAAGCUUAAGAGGAUGCUUGAGAAGAUUGUAGGAGCCACCAUAAAAGACUGGGCGAGGAAGUUGGAUGAUGCACUAUGGGCCUAUAGAACGGCAUUCAAGACACCCAUCGAAAGAUCUCCCUAUCAAUUGGUGUAUGAUAAGGCAUGUCAUCUCCCAGUGGAGCUAGAGCACAAAGCCUUUUGGGUCACUAAGUUUCUAAAUUUUGAUGCUCAAGCAGCUGGGGAGAAGAGGUUGCUACAACUUAAUAAAUUGGAGGAAUUCAGACUAAAAGCUUAUGAGAGUGCUAAGGCAUACACGGAAAGGAUGAAGAGGUGGCAUGACAAGAGAAUAGUCAAGAAAGUCUUUGAGCCUAGUCAGAAGGUUCUAUUGUUCAAUUAUAGACUAAGACUCUUUCCUAGAAAGUUAAAAUCCAGAUGGUUUGGCCCAUUCUUAGUGACCAAAGUUUCACCUUAUGGACAUGUAGAGGUGAUGGAAGAAGAUUCAAAGAGGACGUUAACAGUGAAUGGGCAUAGACUCAAGCAUUACUUGGGAGGAGACUGA